AUGCCGCCACUGCUCGUGUCCACUCGCAUCCUCCUCUCGUCAGCACACGUUCUCCACGUCUGGGCGCUUGGCAGGGCCGUGUUGGAAAACGAGACGGACGGGUCUGCAGAGAUAGCACGCCCGCAGCGCGCGUGCCAUUACAUGGGCCAAAUUACAGGCCUUCCGCCGGUCGAAGCGCUGGUGUCGCGCGCUAGCGGCGACCCUUUUCCUUUCUCCUUGGGCGCGACGCCACCAUACGUGCUAUCGACUCUCUGCGGCGCGGUGCUCGCAGUCAAGGGUGGCCGCCCGAUCUGUGAUGUGACCAGGCAUGCGCAGCACACUGGCCGCGAGUCGCUAGGGGCUGUUGCGCCCUAG
Gaeumannomyces tritici R3-111a-1 is the source of this 354-nucleotide messenger RNA. RefSeq lists its product as hypothetical. The record is from RefSeq and is a predicted model, not a curated record. The transcript has 2 exons. NCBI's taxonomy places the organism in Eukaryota, Fungi, Ascomycota, Sordariomycetes, Magnaporthales, Magnaporthaceae. The coding region runs from base 1 to 354 and encodes 117 amino acids.